Messenger RNA from Nicotiana tabacum (common tobacco), 462 nucleotides. RefSeq lists its product as uncharacterized. The record is from RefSeq and is a predicted model, not a curated record. Lineage: Eukaryota; Viridiplantae; Streptophyta; Magnoliopsida; Solanales; Solanaceae.
AUGGCACUUGACAUCUCUGGGAAUAACUAUUUGUCAUGGGUACUUGAUGCUGAAAUUCACCUUGAUGCUAAAGGUCUUGGUGACACUAUUAAAGAAGGAAAUGAAGCAUCAAGUCAGGAUAAUGCGAAAGCCAUGAUUUUCCUUCGCCUUCAUCUCGAUGAAGGGUUAAAAAGUGAAUAUUUAACCUUGAAAGAUCCAUUUCAAUUAUGGACUAGUUUGAAGGAACGAUAUGACUACCUAAAGACCACGGUAUUGCCAAGAGCUCAUCGUGAGUGGAUGCACUUACGGCUACAAGAUUAUAAGACCAUAAGUGAAAAUAAUUCUGUUGUAUAUAGAAUAAUUUCCCAGCUAAAAUUAUGUGGGGAACCUAUGAAUGAUGAGGACAUGUUGGAAAAGACUCUUUCCACUUUUCAUGCCUCAAAUAUGGUGUUACAACAACAAUAUCGUGAAAAGGGGCUUUAA